Messenger RNA from Gavia stellata (red-throated loon), 1485 nucleotides. RefSeq lists its product as uncharacterized. Gene Ontology annotation, molecular function: protein-membrane adaptor activity. NCBI's taxonomy places the organism in Eukaryota, Metazoa, Chordata, Aves, Gaviiformes, Gaviidae. Gene Ontology annotation, biological process: nuclear envelope organization. The record is from RefSeq and is a predicted model, not a curated record. Gene Ontology annotation, cellular component: meiotic nuclear membrane microtubule tethering complex; nuclear envelope. The transcript is spliced from 12 exons.
AUGGUAUCUGAGACUGGGCAAUGCCUUAUUGAAAGUUCCCACUGCGGAAUAACCACUCAGCUGAUCCUGCAGAUAUUUUUCACAUUUGGUUCACAUCCUCCCUUCUCAGUGGUUGCCUACAACCCUGGAGAAGACCAGAAGCCCUACCUGGACAAGUAUCUGAGGAGGUAUGCUGCCUUGGGGGAUCUGUGCUGCCAAGAGGAGGAGUUACAGGAGGAAGUGAGCAGGCUGUGCAGCAUCAGGGAAGAGGAAAGGGAGAUAGACGGGAUCUUCUCUGAGACUCAACAGCUUGAAGAGCCACCACCCCCAGAGAAGCUGGCAGUGUCCACCCCUAAUAUGAAGGUGCUCACUCUCAUCACGACCCGGCAAGGCCCUGCAAGCUGGCUCGCCCCAGAAGGAGCCAUUGCCGUGUCCUGGGUGCUCGUGCGUCUUGUUGAGGAUGGAGGCACGCAGCAGCCCCUUGGGUUGGUCUUCAGUCUGGCGGUAGUUGUGGGCUCCCUCCAGAGACGCCUCAGCACAGGCAUCUCCACCCUGAAAGAAGUCAUCACCUUGAAAAUGAAGAGGCUCUUCACGAUCCUGAUCUUGAUGACCCUAGGGGCUCUUGGUCAGUAUUCGCCUCCUACCAGCGGAGGCACAGAGGCACGGAGUGCGAGCUUCAGUGUGAGGGAGUGGAGCUGCUCACGCCUGCUGCGGGACCUUGAUGCUGAUGUGGACGCUGUGGACAAAGGAUGUACCACAGGCUUGGAGGCUCCGGGAGGGGCUGGGCAGCUCUCUGACAAGAUCUGCUUUCCCGGUGUCUGCAGGAACACGCUCGCUCUGUGGGGGGAACAAUCGCAACAGACGCAACAGCUGAGGGAUGAGGUGGCACACCUGGCUGCAGAGAUCGGCACUAUGAAGAAGGAAGUUCAGCAAAUGAGAGAGGCAGUGUCUGCAACCACACAGAUGUCUGACUGGGCUCUGAAAAGUGCAGGGGCUGCCAUCGACCUGCACAGAUCAUCCAGCAGCUCUGCAUGGCUCUGCAGGGUGUUUUGGUUCCUGUGUGCUCCACCUCUUCUGGAUACCUUUGUGCAGACGGAUGCUUCCCCGGGAUAUUGCUGGCCUUUCCAAGGGUCUCGGAGUGAGGUGCUAAUCCGGUUGCCUGCACAAGUAUGACCAACGGCCGUCACCAUACAGCACACCUCCAAGAUAGCCUCUCCGCUGGGGACUGUCAGUAGCGCCCCCCGAGAUUUCACGGUCUCAGGACUGGAUGAGGAAGGCAAGGAUGAAACUCUGCUGGGGACAUUCACCUACACCGCGCAUAAAGAGCCCACCCAGACCUUCCCUCUGCAGAAUGGGAACCCCAGAGCCUUUCGGUUUUUGAAACUUGGCAUACAGAGCAACUGGGGAAAACCAGGAUACACUUGCAUUUAUCGCGUGCAGGUGCAUGGGAAGAUCGUGGGAUCGAGUGCCAUCAGCCAGACAUGUGUGGAGACCCUCCCUCACUAA